Molecule: messenger RNA, 990 nt
Organism: Melozone crissalis (California towhee)
Lineage: Eukaryota; Metazoa; Chordata; Aves; Passeriformes; Passerellidae
Product: probable 2-ketogluconate reductase
Exons: 5
Coding region: 4-990 (328 amino acids)
Cellular component (GO): cytosol
Molecular function (GO): glyoxylate reductase (NADPH) activity; hydroxypyruvate reductase [NAD(P)H] activity; NAD binding
Source: RefSeq, a predicted model, not a curated record
AUCAUGGAAGAAGAAGAACUACCUUGGCUUUUGGUAAAUGAACUUGGUGGCAUACGUGGGAUAUUGCGUAGCCAUGUGCCAUUCCUGAAGAAACAUUUCCACCUCAUCACCAUGAAGGAAUUUCUUGAAAACAGAAAGGAUGUAGGCAAAAAGGUCCAAGCAAUCUAUUUGUGGUGGCACAAACCGGUCAUUGACAAAGAGCUCCUCCAGAGCCUGCCAAACUUAAAAGUGAUUGCGAAUUCAGGGGUGGGGAUGGAUCACUUGGAUCUGAAGCUUAUAGCUAGCUUUGGUGUGAAGAUGGCUAAUGCUCCACGUGCUGUUUCCAGCACCACAGCAGAUACUGGGAUGGCUUUGCUGCUAGCCUCUGCUAGAAGACUUGUGGAAGUCCAUAACAUUUCAAUUUCUCCAAGUAUGGACUACUGUGAAGCUGAUAUUCUGGGAGUUAAAGUUGCUGGAGCUACUCUGGGGAUCAUUGGCAUGGGCCGCAUUGGGUAUAAGAUUGCUGUGAGAGCCAAAGCAUUUGAAAUGAACAUUUUGUACCACAACAGGACACGGAGGAAAGUGCAAGAGGAGCAAGCUGUUGGUGCCACUUACUGCAAAAAGAUAGACAGUUUGCUCCAGCAGGCAGAUUUUGUGAUGCUAGUGGUGAGCCUGACACCUCAGACACACAAGCUGAUCGGGAAAAGAGAACUGGAGCUGAUGAAACCCACAGCUACCCUCAUUAACAUCAGCCGAGGUGCAGUAGUUGACCAAGAGGCGCUGGUGGCAGCUCUGCAGACCGGUGUUAUCAGGGCCGCGGCUUUGGAUGUCACCUCCCCAGAGCCACUGCCCAGAGAUCAUGCAUUGUUAAAAUUAAAGAACGUCAUUAUAACACCUCACCUUGGCAUUAAAACAGACAAGGCCACCUACAUGAUAACGGAGGAAGCAGUUGAAAACAUACUAGCAGCCCUGAAUGGUCUCCCCCUACCCAGUGAAGUGCUCCCUAGCUGA